This is a messenger RNA of Humulus lupulus (European hop), 522 nucleotides long. RefSeq lists its product as uncharacterized. Lineage: Eukaryota; Viridiplantae; Streptophyta; Magnoliopsida; Rosales; Cannabaceae. The record is from RefSeq and is a predicted model, not a curated record. The coding region runs from base 1 to 522 and encodes 173 amino acids. The transcript has a single exon.
AUGAACGAGGUUUUUCGCGAUUACUUGAGGAAGUUUUUCCUGGUGUUUUUUUAUGAUAUAUUGGUUUAUAGUGCUUCAUUGGAGGAGCAUGUUCAACAUCUCACCUUGGUGUUGCAGCGCCUUCAACAACAUCAGUUGUACACCAAUAAUAAAAAGUGUAUGUUUGCUCAAGAACAAGUGGAGUAUCUCGGUCACAUCAUUUUGGUACAAGAGGUGUCGGCUGACCCGAGCCAGAUCGAGGCCAUGGACAGCUGGCCUGUUCCGCAGACAAUCAAAGGCUUACGGGGAUUUUUGGAUCUCAUGGGUUACUAUCGAAAGUUUGUCAAAGGCUAUGGUACCAUUGCGAAGCCUUUGACAGAUCAGCUCAAAAAAGAUGCGUUUGAUUGGUCGGUUGAGGCUCAAGAAGCUUUCGGGAAGCUUAAGAAAGCCUUGUGCUCGGUUCCGUUUUGGCGUUGCCCAAUUUUUCAGAACCAUUUGUGUUGGAGGCAGAUGCUUCGGGAGUGGGUCUUGGGGCUGUGUUAA